Molecule: messenger RNA, 2712 nt
Organism: Impatiens glandulifera
Lineage: Eukaryota; Viridiplantae; Streptophyta; Magnoliopsida; Ericales; Balsaminaceae
Product: serine/threonine-protein kinase BLUS1
Exons: 21
Coding region: 360-2408 (682 amino acids)
Biological process (GO): protein phosphorylation
Molecular function (GO): protein kinase activity; protein serine/threonine kinase activator activity; ATP binding
Source: RefSeq, a predicted model, not a curated record
UUAGUGAUAAUGAACGGUGAAGAUCCGAUCUCAUAACACAGCUGAAGGCAACUGCUAGAAGAAGUAAAUCUGCUAUUUUCUCUGCAUCGUCCAUGGCGGUGUAAGCGAAGAUUCUUCUACCGCCGGCAAAGUAACGCGAUCACGGAUUUCUCUCUCCCUUUCAUAAUUCAACUGCAGAUUUACUUCUCCAAGACGAUCAUUUCUGCUAAUCACGCUGUCAUUUUAUCGCAAUCAAACCCUAGGUAUGUUAAUGUAUCGGAAGGGACCCUGCAUUGGUUUUACUCCAAUCUCAGUAUAUAUCUUCACACACCUAGGGACAUCUUGGACCGUAAAGGGUAUGCCGUAACCUGAAGAAGACUAUGGAAAAUAUGCCUGAGAAAAAGUUUCCAGUUGAUGCAAAGCAGUAUAAAUUGUACGAGGAAGUGGGAGAAGGUGUAAGUGCAACUGUUUAUAGGGCUCUCUGUAUUCCUCUCAAUGAGAUUGUUGCGAUAAAGGUCCUUGAUUUGGAAAAGUGCAACAAUGACCUGGAUGGUAUCCGUCGUGAGGUUCAGACAAUGAGCUUAAUAAAUCAGUCAAACCUCUUACGCGCACAUUGCUCAUUUGCCACUGGCUACCACCUAUGGGUUGUGAUGCCAUACAUGGCUGGGGGCUCAUGUCUCCAUAUAAUCAAAUCGGCUUAUCCUGAAGGCUUAGAAGAACCAGUUAUAGCUACGUUGUUGCGUGAGGUUCUCAAAUCCCUUGUUUACCUUCAUGCCCAUGGACACAUUCAUAGAGAUGUAAAGGCUGGGAAUAUAUUGCUUGAUAGCAAUGGUGCAGUUAAAUUAGCAGAUUUUGGAGUGUCUGCAUGCAUGUUUGAUACAGGGGACAGGCAGCGGUCAAGAAAUACAUUUGUUGGAACUCCAUGCUGGAUGGCUCCUGAGGUUAUGCAGCAGUUGCAUGGAUAUGACUUCAAGGCAGAUAUCUGGUCCUUUGGGAUAACUGCGCUUGAGCUUGCCCAUGGACAUGCCCCUUUUUCCAAGUAUCCACCUAUGAAGGUUUUGUUGAUGACUCUACAAAAUGCACCACCAGGCCUCGACUAUGAGAGAGAUAAGAGAUUCUCAAAGUCUUUCAAGGAGCUGGUUGCUGCCUGCUUGGUGAAGGACCCAAAGAGACGUCCCUCCUCAGAGAAACUUUUGAAACAUUCCUUCUUUAAGCAUGCUCGCUCAACUGAUUAUCUUGCACGUACCAUUCUUGAUGGCCUUGCUCCACUUGGUGAACGCUUCAGGAUUUUGCAGGCAAAAGAAGCAAAUUUUCUUGAACAGAAUAAGGCCUUAUAUGAGGACAAGGAACAUCUAUCACAGCAAGAAUAUAUCCGAGGAAUUAGUGCCUGGGAUUUUAACCUUGAAGAUUUGAAGAGUCGAGCAGCCCUUAUUCAGGAUGAUGAUGUCAUUUCAAAUGCCCCAGAUUCAAGUUUGAGAGGGAGUCAAAAGGAUGUGGACGAUAAUUUUAGUCUUCCUGAAGAGGAGCUCGUCCCCAGAAAAGAGAAUCAUUCCAAUGCUACACCCCAAGAAAAUGAUAAAAUUAACAUACUCAAUAACUUUGACAGCUCACUUGCGGCAUUUCCUCUCAAACCUCUUCAAGCGUUGAAAGGUUGCUUUGACAUUUAUGAGGAUGAAGAAGAUGCUACUAAAUCAGGUUCUAAAGAAUCUGUUCAUCCAAAUUCUGAACAGCAGGAUCAACCACAGACAUCGACCAAAGCUGCUCCUGGAAAAGGUGUUGGAGAUGACGGUGAGACUUUGGGACAAAGUAACUCUUUCCAACGAUCUAUGAUAUAUGGACAUAAGAAAUAUUUGAGUAGCCCACUGCUACAAGAUAAUAUUCUUUCUCCAAAAAAAGUUGGUGGUGAGGGGGAGAGGGAGCACUUACAACCAAGGUACCCUCCUGAUAGGAAUCUUAGCGGUCCUUUACUUUACCGUCAAAAGAAGGAUACUGUAGAGGAGACUUCAGAGGGAGCAGUUGUCCAACGAAAGGGGCGUUUCAAGGUCACUGCAGCUGAACUAAGUCCAAAGAUUCCAGCGACAUUAUCCUCUAACACAGUUUCAGGAGGUUCAUCCAGUCUUGUAACCCCUUCAAUAUCUGCUGCAUCCGUUUUUCCAUCCUUGCAAUUCAUUUUGCAGCAGAAUACUACACAAAGGGAUGAAAUACUCAGGUUAAUGAAGUUUGUUGACCAAAUGUCCGGUGCUCCCAUGGAGUCAACUGAGGUUCCUUCAAUUUCAAACAAGGAAAAAGAACUGCAGGUUCAAAUGAUUCAAUUACAACAAAGUGUUGGGAUACUUGUUGAAGAAUUACAGCGACAAAAGGAAAAAAAUGCCCAGAUGGAAAAGAAACUGGAUGCUUUGAAAAGAGAGAAAGAUAUAAGCACAUUUUGAUUGUAUUUACCCUUUGUACGCGUUUGUUGCCUCUCUUUUUUUGGGUCCAUACUUGUAGAUGGAUGCUGUCUAUGGCUAAAAUACAAAGAUUGUAUGUAUCUUCAGUGUAUAUCAUAUAUGACUGUAAUACAUAGAUCAUUCUCCUAUCUUGAGAUGUCAUUUCUAAUCAUUUCCUCUAUCUCAUUGUAAUUAAGAAAUUAGUCUGUUUGAUCUACAACCAAAUUGUCUCUAAAUUUGUUAUUACUGCAAAAUUAUUUACCUUGUAAUUGACAGUUACUGUAAAAUAUAAAUGGGAUUUUGUGCA